Molecule: messenger RNA, 734 nt
Organism: Aphanomyces astaci
Lineage: Eukaryota; Oomycota; Saprolegniomycetes; Saprolegniales; Verrucalvaceae
Exons: 1
Coding region: 197-547 (116 amino acids)
Source: RefSeq, a predicted model, not a curated record
GGUAAGACCAAGCUGUGGUACAGUCAUCAAGCAAGCGACACCGUACAGCGAAAGCACUUUUGGUUUUGCCAGUGACUUGGAUCAUUCAAAAGUUCGACGGAUAAAAAGAUCGUCCGGAUAAAAACGAGUGCGGAUUGGUGGAUAAUCCACCAAUCCAAGGCCGAGACGACGUCGAAGCGCACAACGCGAACGCACCAUGGACGAAGAGGAGUGGUCCAAGGAGCAAGAAGCGAACCGGAAGCCAGGGCAGAAGCACCCGACGCCGUCUCCAGGGUUCGCAGAUCGUGUGUUCUACGAGAGCUUGUUGUCGCAGAACCCGAAGAGCAAGAUGGCGAAGAAAUGGUGCCUUGAAUACGGCGUGCUCGAAUGGGACGACGCCGCGGUGCUGUGCAAGGAAUUGGGUGUGUCGUAUUCGUCCAAGGGGGCAGCGAAAAAAUCUUCAGAACCAAAGAAACGAAAGGCCAACAACAUUUUGGACGACACCGUCGACGACACGGGACUGCAUGCCAGCAGCAACUACGAAGGAAUUGGGAUCGGAGGCGUGUAGGGUGUGCAGUUCCGCCAUAAGCUAGGUGACGCCAAUAAACUCGAACCCGUCGUCCGUAUGCAUUCGCACACCAUGGUAUUCCACCCCGCCAUGAGCCUAUUGUCGUGGUCGCAUAGAACGCUCGAUCAUGUCCUAUCGCGUACAUCAAGUUGAGAGUUAUUCUAAGCGAAUGACAUUUCGUCCCAAA